Molecule: messenger RNA, 2000 nt
Organism: Diuraphis noxia (Russian wheat aphid)
Lineage: Eukaryota; Metazoa; Arthropoda; Insecta; Hemiptera; Aphididae
Product: discoidin domain-containing receptor tyrosine kinase B-like
Biological process (GO): positive regulation of neuron projection development; positive regulation of kinase activity; cell surface receptor protein tyrosine kinase signaling pathway
Cellular component (GO): plasma membrane; signaling receptor complex
Molecular function (GO): ATP binding; collagen binding; protein tyrosine kinase collagen receptor activity
Source: RefSeq, a predicted model, not a curated record
GUAACGGAUGGGUUGGAUGGCGUAAAGAAUCUUUCUCAAAGGGAUUUGUGGAACUAGUAUUUGAAUUUAGCGAAGUAAGAAAUUUUUCAGCUGUACACAUCUUCACCAACAAUUUUUUCAGCAAAAAUGUACAGGUUUUUUCAAAAGCGAGGGUACAGUUCAGCGUGGGAGGAGUACACUAUCACGGACGAUCGGUUUGGUAUACAUACAUGCCGGAUACUGUGUUAGAAAAUGCCAGAGAUGUUGACAUACAGUUACAUAAUCACGUUGGCAAGUACGUGAAAAUCCAACUUUACUUCUACAGCAAAUGGAUAAUGAUCAGCGAAGUGAAGUUUGAUUCCGACGCGAGGAGCACGAUUUCCGCAAAGGAGUUUUGUCGCAGCGAUUCGGAACGCGGAUCUUUAAGCAGUCUGGAGGUCGACGUCCGGGCUGCCGAAUAUUCAACUAGAGACAGCGUCACUUCGUUACACUACCGAAGCCUGCAGAGCCAACCUCCACCGCCACCGGUGCCCAUUCAGAUUGACACCCCGGUUCGGCCCAAACACCUCCAGUGCAACACCACCGACAUACAGCCUACCAGAAAAAGGUUUCACACGGCACCCCGCGAAAAGCAUAGAAUGGCUCCCCCUUCGGUGUCAUGGAACAUUAGUCCCAGCAUGGGCCAAGUAUACAAAUGCAGGGAAGCGGACAUUGUACAGAUACCGCGGUACUGUUUGAACGUGGUUAGCAAGCUGGGUAGUUCACACCUUGGAGAGGUGGCUGUAUGUGAGACGACAAUAGACGUUCGCUUGACGGAUAACGGUCGCGUGGCGGCAAAGACUUGCAAUUCCGACUCUACCAGGGAAGUCAAGUUCCUGUGCAGCCUACUCGAUCCAAAUUUAGUGCGCGUAUUUGGCGUGUGCACAAACGAAUCACCACCGUGGUUGAUCACCGAAUACCCGGCCGAACUUGGAGACUUAGUCAUAGUGUUGAGGACGCACUCUGCGCUCACGUUUCUGUUGAAUUCAAAAGUGCUAUUACCCAAACCUAAUCUGUGCCCCACCGAGAUUUACGAGCUCAUGUGUCAAUGUUGGAAGCGCGAUCAAAAUCUAAGGCCUACAUUCAAACAACUUUACCAUUUUCUGAAACGCAAUCACACAACGUACUCGUGCGAGAUUGACAAGCAACUGCACAACAUUUCACCGAUAUAAUAAAUUUUAUUAUUAGAUUAUAAUGUAAAUCAUAAUGAUGUAUUAUUUAUUAUUAUUUAUAUUAUUACUAUUAUUGUUUGUAAUCAUUUGUAAUAUUUGUAUAGGAAUUAUUAGCGUAUUGAAAUUUGCAUGUGUAUUAUGUAUAUACGUGUAUACAUACACGUGUAUAUAUAUAUUAUGUGUGAUUAAUGUACAUUUUCUUGUUGAACCUAUUUUCUUUACCCGCUCUGUUCAAAAAAAUUCUCUCGAUCUGUAGUAUUCAACGACGUAUUAUGAUACCUACAUAGGUUAACCGUAUAUAAAGUGAGAACAGGGUUUUGCUUCGUCUACUACUUUGUGAUAAAAACUUUUUUGAAAAAUCACAUUUUUUUCUAACUCCACAACCGGCUGAGACCGCCGGACAAACGCUUCGYGACAAUUUAUUUCCAUAAACUAUUUCAUAUCGUGUAUUUUUCUAAUUCGUGUAUACUUUUAUACAAAUAAAUAUAUAUACCUAUAUUAUGUAAUUAAUAUUUAUAUUAUGUUGUAUAAUCGAAAAUGUUGUUAGCUAGACAAUCAAUGCGGUAGGGUAUACUCGUAUAAUAUAUUAUAUGAUAUAUAUUAUGUUAUGUUGGAGUGGAUUGUAAUUUCGAUGUCAUAUUUGUAAAAUAUUAUAUUAAAAACGUUUUAUUAUAAUAGGCCUAAUUACUUCGAUAGGGUCUAAUUAUUUAGGCUUAAUAUUAAUUAUGUAACAAUAAAUUGUAUUAUAUAGUAAUUAUUAGUAUUAUAAUAUAUUACCUAUACAUAGUAUGUUAAUACAUAAGAUCUGCU